CGGGGGCUGCCGGGAGAUCGCGUCGUCCAUGACUGGUUACCUCAGGCACACAUUUUAGACACCGAUUUCAGGAUAAUUGCACACCGGGACAUCGCUCCAGAGGUGAAGGCGAAGACCGUUAUCUUUUCAGCGACUGCCGGGGCUUGGCGUUAGUGAAGGAUGAUUGUGUUCGGGGGCGUCUCGGCCAGCAUACAGAAUAACCGGCUCAGGGCGGACGGCAUGGGCUCCAAGGAGCAGGCGGUGCGCUUCCUCAACCAGGACUACGAGGCCCUGCGGCAGCAGUGUCUGGAGGCGGGGACUCUGUUCGAGGACCCCUGCUUCCUCGCCCAGCCACAGUCUCUGGGCUUCAAGGAGCUGGCCCCCCACUCCUCCAAAACGCGCGGGGUGCAGUGGAAGAGACCCACGGAGUUUACGGACAGCCCACAGUUCAUCAUGGGUGGAGCUACGAGAACCGACAUCUGCCAGGGGGCCUUAGGUGACUGCUGGCUCCUGGCCGCCAUCGCCUCUCUCACGCUGAACGAGAAGCUGCUCCACCGGGUGGUCCCUCACGGCCAGAGCUUCCAGGACGACUACGCCGGGAUCUUCCACUUCCAGUUCUGGCAGUUUGGAGAGUGGGUGGACGUGGUGAUUGACGACAGGCUGCCCACCAAAGACGGGGAGCUGCUGUUUGUCCACUCGGCCGAGGGGUCUGAGUUCUGGAGCGCCCUGAUAGAGAAGGCCUACGCCAAGCUGAACGGCUCGUACGAGGCCCUGUCGGGGGGCAGCACCACGGAGGGGUUUGAGGAUUUCACGGGCGGCGUGUCGGAGAUGUACGAGCUGAAGAAGGCCCCGCGGGACCUGUACCGGAUCAUCAGCAAGGCCCUGGAGAGAGGCUCCCUGCUGGGCUGCUCCAUCGACAUCACCAGUGCCUUUGACAUGGAAGCUGUGACCUUUAAGAAGCUGGUGAAAGGCCACGCCUACUCUGUCACCGGGCUGAAGCAGGUGAGCCUCGGGGGCAGGGCGGAGCGGCUGAUCCGGAUCAGGAACCCGUGGGGGCAGGUGGAGUGGACCGGGGCCUGGAGCGAUGGAUCCUCUGAGUGGGGCCAGAUCGACCCAGAUGAGAAGGAAGACAUGCACUGCCGCAUGGAGGAUGGGGAGUUCUGGAUGUCCUUUAAGGAGUUCCAGCAGCAGUUCUCUCGGUUGGAGAUCUGUAACCUGACGCCUGACGUGCUCAGUGAGGAGGCCCUGAGUUUCUGGCACACCACCAAGUUUGAAGGCACCUGGAGGAGGGGCAGUACAGCGGGCGGGUGCAGGAACCACCCCAACACGUUCUGGAUAAACCCUCAGUAUAAGAUCACGCUGCUGGAGGAGGAUGAUGACCCGGAGGAUGAAGAGGUGGCCUGCAGCGCCUUGGUGGCUCUGAUGCAGAAAGACCGGCGCAGAUUCCGCCGGCAGGGACAGGACAUGCACACCAUCGGAUUCGCCGUGUACGAGGUUCCUGACGAGGUUCGGGGUUGCCAGAGCAUUCACCUGAAGAAGGACUUCUUCCUGAAGCACUCAUCGUGCGCGCGCUCCGAGACCUUCAUCAACCUGCGCGAGGUGAGCGCCAGACUCCGCCUGCCCCCGGGGGAGUACAUCGUGGUGCCCUCCACCUUCGACCCCCACAAGGAGGCCGACUUCGUCAUCCGCGUCUUCACCGAGAAGCAGUCCCAGACCGAAGAGUUGGACGAUGAAAUUACGGCCGAUUUGGAAGACCAGGAGGAAAUCACAGAAGACGACGUUGACGACUCGUUCAAGGCCAUGUUCGCACAGCUGUCUGGGGAGGACAUGGAGAUCUCAGUCUUUGAGCUCAGAAAGAUCCUGAACAGAGUGGUGUCCAAACACAAGGACUUAAAGACGGACGGAUUCAGCAUGGAGUCCUGCAGAAGCAUGGUUACCCUCCUGGACAAAGACGGCAGCGCUCGAUUGGGCAUCGUGGAGUUCCAGAUUCUGUGGAACAAGAUCCGGAAGUGGCUGGGGAUAUUCCGGGAGUAUGACCUGGACAAGUCGGGCACCAUGAGCUCUUAUGAGCUGCGCCUGGCCUUGGAGUUUGCAGGCUUCAAGCUGAACAACAGGCUGAUCCAGGUCAUGGUGGCGAGAUACGCGGAGAAUGAAACCGUCGACUUCGACAAUUUUGUCUGCUGUGUGGUCAAACUGGAGUGCAUGUUCAGGGCUUUCAAGGAACUUGACAAAGAUGGGACAGGUGUGGCUGAAAUGAACAUUACUGAGUGGCUCCUCAUGACGAUGUGCGGCUGAGGAGGAGAGCCCACCGGAGGACGAAAGGGGGCGGAUCAUCCUGCCAGCACCAGAGCCAAUCGUAGCGCUCAGUUUCUGCUUAACCCACACCCACCCUGCCUUAACUUCCAACCAAUCCAGAAGUGUCUGAGGUCUAAACCACGCCCCCAAGAAUGCCUUACUCUGCUUCAGCAAAGAUCCGUAACACUUUGGUCUUCUCUACAUCACCACUCGCCUUUACACUGUGCAGAAACGCUGUUCUCACAGAGAGCAUUCAAACUGCAUGUAGCAAUACACUACAACAGAGGAUCACUAACCUUCAGGUGACAGAGUGUUAGAAUGGAAGUCGGAGUGAUGCAGGCAGCCCCUGUAAACUUUAGUAUCUUUUCUGUUUGUCUUCCGUAUUCUGUCUUGACUGCAUGCGAUGUAGCUAUGGAACAGUUAGGGAGAGAUUUCUGUGGAAUGUAGGGUAUUUAUUGAAGUAGUGCCAUUCCAUUCAUUCAUUUACAACAUUAUAUACGCAGUUAUGUACCUUAUAUACUUUUAGUGUAGCCCUUUUCUGUAGAACUUCAAAUAUGGUCUAUAAUGAAGAAAAACUAUAUAUGAAGUACAGUGUAUUUCAGGAUUGCAAUGCUAGAGAUGGAGCUGUGGUACAUGAUGAACAGAAACGUUGGCAAUUAUUAAUAGGGAUGUACUUCCCUAUCUUCCACACUGUAGUUACUCUGUUACUUCAAGAAGUACAGUAAUACAACUGCUAACCUGAAAUUCAGCCUAGAAGAGAAACAGAUAGAAAUCCAACGUUGUGCAGAUGUAUGAAAUCAUUUCAGGACACAAAAAAGAGAGAGUAUUUAAAACACCAUGUUAACUAUGUAAAAUCAUAUUGUGUCAUGUCAUCUUAAUCACCAUCCAGAAGCAUUUGAAGGGAACUGUCUCUUGCCAUGAUUUUAUAAAAAAAACAGAUGGGAUCUGAAGCUUAUCAUUUUAUCCAUACCAAAUAUCAAAGUUUCCUCAGAGAAGUGAGCGCUGUGUAAAGACAGCGUUAGUGAUGUAGUACCACUAAUACUGUAAGCCUCUGGUAGUUGAUGAGUUUUUAACAGUUUCCAUUUGAAGUAUGUAAGGCUUAACAUUACUACAUCAUUACCCAAUAAACUGCAUAAAUGACA
Conger conger (European conger) is the source of this 3416-nucleotide messenger RNA. RefSeq names its product calpain-1 catalytic subunit-like. The transcript has 23 exons. NCBI's taxonomy places the organism in Eukaryota, Metazoa, Chordata, Actinopteri, Anguilliformes, Congridae. The coding region runs from base 160 to 2274 and encodes 704 amino acids. Gene Ontology annotation, cellular component: cytoplasm. Gene Ontology annotation, molecular function: calcium-dependent cysteine-type endopeptidase activity; calcium ion binding. Gene Ontology annotation, biological process: proteolysis. The record is from RefSeq and is a predicted model, not a curated record.